AUGUCGCUUGCAACUGCUGCCGUGUAUCGAAACAAUAUCGUUGUUGCCUACAUCAAAGCGAAGGACUUUGAAAAUGCAAUCGAGGUCGCAUCCUUGGCGCUGCGAUGCCAUCGGGCUUUCCAAGUCAACAUACUAUCACAAGACUCGUGCAAGAAUGACGCUAGUGACAUCACACUCGAUCACUAUAUGUUGCAAUCUGAUAUGUGCGAAAGGAGCGAGAAACAAGGAGCUCGCACCAUGUACACCUACGAAAGUGGUAUUCGACUACCACCAUCAGUGACAGAUACGGCCAUCAUCGCACCGAUUCUCAUUUUCAACGCCGCUCUAGCUUUUCAUCUGUUCGCAGAAAGACAAUAUGAGGCUCCUUCUUCGAGGGUUCGGUUGCUAGAGAAAGCAAAACGAAUGUACGAGCUGGCUUUCCGGGCACAACAGUGCACGGAUGAAAACAUGCUUUUUGAAUUUGCAAUCUUGAACAACGUCGCUGUGAUUGAACAUAAGAUUGGCGAUAAGGCUGAAGCAAACAAAUACUUUGAGUAUCUGCUUUCUGUAUUGAUGAUGUUUGUGGAUCAAGGGUGCCACUUGCGACUGCGUCAUCUACAGGGUUUCCUUUUGAAUAUUCCACCCUUAAUCAAAGCUGCCAAAGCUGCAUGA
Messenger RNA from Cylindrotheca closterium, 651 nucleotides. The record is from the annotation of a GenBank genome assembly. Lineage: Eukaryota; Bacillariophyta; Bacillariophyceae; Bacillariales; Bacillariaceae.